Molecule: messenger RNA, 1955 nt
Organism: Stomoxys calcitrans (stable fly)
Lineage: Eukaryota; Metazoa; Arthropoda; Insecta; Diptera; Muscidae
Product: glucose dehydrogenase [FAD, quinone]
Exons: 2
Coding region: 64-1926 (620 amino acids)
Molecular function (GO): flavin adenine dinucleotide binding; ecdysone oxidase activity
Source: RefSeq, a predicted model, not a curated record
GUGCCAUACAAGUGCAUAUAAGCGUGACUUUAACAUUUGGGGGCUUUUUGUACACCAUACGGAAUGUUUGUGAUUGGGAAUGCCAACCACUGUCAUCAAUGCCCUGCCCCCAGUGUGGGAGCUUUAAACACCAUGGUCACCUUGCUCACGGAAUAUCUUAUGGGGGCCCAAUGUCAAUUGGCAAGGUCAGAAUUAUAUCCUAGGGAUUAUGGUGAUACUGCCUUAAUGCAUGGUUUGGAAGCUUACGAUUUUGUGGUCGUAGGUGCAGGUACAGCAGGAUCCGUAAUCGCCAGUCGCCUUAGUGAAAAUCCCCAGUGGAAGGUGUUGGUCUUGGAGGCUGGUGGCAAUCCACCACAGGAAUCAGAGGUGCCUGCCUUGGCUUUUAGCACCUUGCACAGCCCGUUUGUCUAUAACUACACCACAUUGGCCAAUAAUCGUUCCUGCCUUGGCUUUGACAACAGCCAAUGCUAUUGGCCGCGUGGCAGAGUUGUGGGGGGAUCUGGAGCUGUCAACCUUUUAAUGUAUCUUAGAGGCAGUCGUGAAGUUUAUGAUGAGUGGUUGAAUAUGGGCAAUGCAGGAUGGGGCUAUGAUGAUGUUUGGCCUUAUUUUGAAAAAUCUGUAACACCCCCCAACAACAAUUCCUCAUCACAGGGAUAUAUAGAAGUGAAUUAUUUUCAGAAUGUGCUAAAGGAGGUUUAUACCACACUCUUUAAGGCAGCCCAAGAAAUGGGUCAAGCUCUGCCAGGAGAAUUUUCUAAAGAUAAUUAUAAGGGAUAUGCUCGUAUAAAGGGCACCGUUAAGAAUGGCCUGCGUACCACCACGGCCAAAGGUUAUUUAACACCAGCCUCCCAACGUUCCAAUCUGCAUGUUAUCAAACAAGCCCAAGUUAUGAAAUUGGAUUUCGAUUCCCAAAAUCAGAAAGUGAAAACGGUAACAUUUCGCCUUAGAGAAAGACGAACUCUCAAAGUUAAAAUCAAACGAGAGGUGAUUUCGUCGGCUGGUUCCAUAGAUACACCCAAAUUGCUUAUGCUUUCUGGCAUAGGCCCAACAGAAAUGCUACAGCGUUUGCACAUACCUUUGGUAAAAAACUUGCCUGUGGGCCACAAUCUCCAAGAUCAUGUCACGAGUUUGGUGUUUGUUAAAUUCGAAGACCCCAAUUUAGUUACGGAACAAAGUUUGGAUAACAUCUACAAUUAUUUGGUAUACAAAAAUGGCUCCCUGGCCACUAUAGGUCUUACCGAUCUGGUGGGCCUAAUAAAUUUGAAUGAUUCCCACCAAAAUCAUGAUUUGGAAAUAAUUCAUAGGAGUUUUAAAAAAGGCGAAAAGAUGGUUUUGCAAAACUUUGCCAAAGGCAUUUCAAUGAAAAAAGAAAUAACCCAUCAUUUGCUACAAACCCUAGAGAAUCACGAUUUACUUGUAUUUCUGCUACUGCUAGUCCACCCCAAGUCUCGGGGAACUAUAAGUCUUAAAUCAAAAUCUCCCAAGGAUCCUCCUCUCAUAGAUGCCAACUAUUUUGGUGAACUCGAGGACGAGCAUAACAUGGCAAAGGCUUUGAAAUAUCUGCAAACAUAUGUGGAAACCCCAGCCUUACAAGAAAAACAGGCGGAAAUAAUUGAAUUGCCUUUAGAGGAUUGCCAACAAUUGGAAUUUAAAAGUAUGGAAUAUUGGCAUUGCUAUAUCAGGUAUAUGACCACCACUUGUUAUCACCCGGUGGGUACAGCUAAAAUGGGUCCCCAAACCGACAACACUUCAGUGGUUGAUCCUAGCUUAAGGGUCAAGGGAAUUAGUAAUUUACGAGUUGUGGAUGCUUCCAUAAUGCCUACGAUACCGGGGGUAAAUACCAAUGGUCCAACGAUUAUGAUAGCCGAAAAGGCUGCUGAUAUAAUUAAAGAGGAUUGGUUAGAAGCCAAUAAAGGGGAAAAAUAAAAUUUUUGAAAAAAUUUACAAAAAUUAAU